This is a messenger RNA of Paramecium octaurelia, 1360 nucleotides long. The record is from the annotation of a GenBank genome assembly. NCBI's taxonomy places the organism in Eukaryota, Ciliophora, Oligohymenophorea, Peniculida, Parameciidae.
AUGGCAAUAUCUAUUAAUUCUAAAUAUAUAAAUAUAUGGUAUUAUAAGGGUAAUUAAUUGGUCCAUAUUAAUAUUUAGGUAACGCAUUAGCACAUUUAGAGCAAUAUCAAGAAGCAAUAAAAUGUUACGAUGAAGCAAUAUCUAUUGAUAAUAAAUAUGGUUCUGCAUGGAUUAAAAAGGGUAAUUUAGAAUUAAAUGUUAAUAUUUAGGUAAUGCAUUAACACAUUUAAAACAAUACCAAAAAGCAAUUUAAUGCUACAAUGAAGCAAUAUUAAUUAAACCUAAAUAUAAUGAUGCAUGGUAUGGCAAGGGUAAUUAAUUGUUACAUAUUAAUAUUUAGGAUUGGCCUUAGCACAUUUAUAAUAUUAUCAAGAAUCAAUAAAAUGUUUUGAUGAAGCAAUAUCUAUUGAUAAUAAAUAUGGUUCUGCAUGGAUUAAAAAGGGUAAUUAAGAAUUAAAUGUUAAUAUUUAGGGAAUGCAUUAACACAUUUAAAACAAUACCAAGAAGCAAUUUAAUGCUAAAAUGAAGCAAUAUCAAUUAAUCCUAAAUAUAUUGAUGCAUGGUAUGGCAAGGGUAAUUAAUUGUUAUAUAUCAAUUUUUAGGAUUGGCCUUAACGCAUUUAAAACAGUAUCAAGAAUCAAUAAAAUGUUACGAUGAAGUAAUUUAUAUUAACCCAAGACAUGAAAUAGUAUGGUGUGGCAAGGGUAAUUACUUUUUCAAUAUGAAUACUUAGGUCUUUCAUUAGUCAAAUUGAAUCUAUAUGAAGAAGCAAUUAAAUCAUACGAUAUGGCAAUAUCCAUUAAUUCUAAAUAUAUAAAUAUAUGGUAUUAUAAGGGUAAUUAAUUGGUCCAUAUUAAUAUUUAGGUAACGCAUUAUCGUGUUUAAAGCAAUAUCAAGAAGCAAUAAAAUGUUACAAUGAAGCAAUUUAUAUUAACCCAAGACAUGAUUCUGCAUGGUAUAAAAAAGGUAGUUACUUGUUCAAUAUUUAAACUUAGGUUUUGCAUUAGCCAAAUUGAAUUAAUAUCAAGAAGCAAUAUAAUCUUACGAUGAAGCAAUAUUUAUUAACCCUAAAUCUGAUUGCUCCUUAGAAAAUAAAGGUAAAUAUUUUUAUUAAUUAGGUAUAAUCCUACACAAAUUGAAUAAAUAUAUGGAUGCACUCUUUAAUUUUGAACAAGCCCUUAAAAUAAGAAAUAGUGCUCAUCUAUUCAAAUUGAAAGGUAAUUAUAUCAUUUUUUUAUUUUUAGCUGAUUCAUUAUUUGAAUUACGGAGAAUAUCAGAAGCUAAAUACUUUUAUUUGGCUGCAGAGGAACUGGGAUUAGGUUAAAAUGCUUAUAUUAAAAGUUUACUUUUUUCGUUAUGA